AUGCGUACUCCUGCUGAGACCGAAACACUAUCUCAACCUGAGAUGUACAAAUUUGAAUCUCAGGAAAGCGAAGCACCAUCGGGUGGCAAUCAAGUGGUUUUGUCACCCUCCCGUCCAGAAACGCACAUAUUUACUAAUAGCAUGUUAUGCAUCCAAGAAGAAUUGGGUCAGUUGGGUGGAAUUGCAGGAGGUCCCAUAAUCACUGACCCGCACGAUGCUCAAUUACCUAAUAAUAGUCAUAGCAUUUCGGGGAGCAAUAGUAAUUCCAGUGAAACUGCAACAAAAUGUACUCCAGGUUCUGGAACUUUGGAUGCGCAAAGAUCGAGUUGGGUCGAGGGAAUAUUAGGAUGUAUGCGCCCAGUAUGGAGUAUGCUUUCAAAAGCAGCUGUAAAUGAAAAGAUUAAAGGACAUCAAACUGAUGAUUGGGAGAUACCAUUUGAAACGAUUAGCGAACUUCAGUGGCUUGGAUCUGGAGCACAAGGUGCAGUAUUUAGUGGGAAAUUAAACAAAGAAAUUGUAGCUGUAAAAAAGGUACGAGAACCACGUGAGACUGAUAUAAGGCAUUUACGAAAACUUAAUCACCCGAAUAUUGUUCAAUUUAAAGGUGUUUGCACGCAAGCACCCUGUUACUGUAUAAUAAUGGAAUUUUGUCCAUAUGGACCAUUAUAUGAUCUUCUUCGAGCUGGAGAACCAGUACCACCUCCUAGACUUGUAUCAUGGUCUAAACAAAUUGCAGCUGGCAUGGCUUAUCUUCAUGCACAUAAAAUAAUACAUAGAGAUCUCAAAAGCCCAAAUGUGUUGAUAGGACAAGGAGAGGUUGUAAAAAUUAGUGACUUUGGAACCAGUAGAGAAUGGAAUGAAAUUAGUACAAGAAUGAGCUUUGCUGGUACCGUUGCAUGGAUGGCUCCAGAAAUAAUCAGGAAUGAACCCUGUUCUGAAAAAGUCGAUAUAUGGUCAUACGGUGUAGUAUUGUGGGAACUUUUGAGUGGAGAAGUACCUUACAAAGAUGUGGAUUCUUCGGCAAUUAUUUGGGGUGUGGGCAAUAAUUCUCUCCAUUUACCAAUCCCCGCAAGUUGUCCAGAAGGUUACAGAUUACUUGUAAAGCAAUGUUGGGCUGCUAAACCGCGUAACAGACCUUCCUUUAAACAUAUUGAAAUUCACCUCGGCAUUGCAGCAGUUGAAGUACUGUGUACAAAACCUGAUGAUUAUUUUAAGACACAGCAAUCAUGGAAGAAAGAAAUUAGAGAUCAUAUGAAACAAAUGCAAACAAAUAGCUGCAGUAGUCCAAGAUUUGAAGCUGACCUAAUUAGACGACGCGAGGAUGAGCUAAGGCAUGCUCAAGAUAUUCGAGAACACUAUGAACGUAAACUUGAACGGACUAACAAUUUGUACUUAGAACUAAGCGCCGUUUUAUUACAAUUAGAACAGCGCGAACGAGAUGUGAUCAAACGAGAACAACAAAGUGGCUAUAAACAAUGUAAGAAACGACUUGUGCAUCCUCUAUUGAAGGCUCAAGAAAGACUACAUCGUAGACGUAAUCCUACGAUACAAUUUUCAACAUCCUCUACACCAACAACACCACCAUCCCCGACAGAUGGCCCUCAAAGCCCUGCAAAGGCAACUAUGUAUACGCAAUUGAACGAAUCGAAUCAGCCAGAAACAAUUUUAGCUCCUAAUAACAGUUUCAAACAACGUAAGUACAGACAUCGUCGGGUGGGAUCCGGAUGUGGUGUUAACUCUAGCCCCCGAUCAAGUCCUCAUCACGAAAGAAAGAGUACAGAAGUAUGCGCGCGUUACGUUGAUAAUCAAACUCAAACAGAUAUAAUGGACAUUAGCGAAACUGACAACGUUAGACAAACAACAGUAGUUUCAUCGACAGAAAAGCUUUCUGUAAAUAGCAUCAAUAAACAGUCAUUAAAUAAACAAGUAUCAGAGUGUUUAAAUGGGAAUUCAGUUUUGUCCGACGAUCAUUAUAGAAUGCAAUCUAGUCCCUGUUCCAGUCCUGAACCUUCAAAUGUGAAUCAUGCAAAUGGAAACGAACGUUUAAAGGACUGUAGUGACGAUGACAAUCUUGAAACGCUUGGCCGAAAAGUUAGUGAAAUAAUUAAUGCUAAUCGCCUUAUUUCUCCAAUAGAUAAUGGAAAUUGUGACGAUGUCAUACAGCAUAGAGGUAAAGAAGAUUCUGUGAAGUUAUCUGGUCAUUUUUGUGGAAUUAUUGUUAACGGUACUAAUAUACAACAAGAACAAUCGGAAAUAAAAGUUCGGCCUUGCAAUGAAAACAUAAAUGCUUUAUGUGAUCAUGAAGAUGAUGCAUGCGAAGAGAGUUGGUCAGAUGAAGAAGGUGAAGAUCCGAGCUAUACGUAUAAUUAUUCUCUUAGAAGAAGGAGUAUUGCGAGAAGACCAAUUGGUCCUGGAUAUAGAUUAAGAAGACUUAAACACGCAACAGUACGAAUAGAAGGAGUGUUAGCUUCUGAUGAAGAAAACACUUCUGAAUAUUCACAUCCUCCGUCCAGUCAAUCAUCUACGUUAGAAAGUAAUCCUGAUAUGCAAAGAGUACUUCGUAAUAUUCAAUAUUCUCAUAAAGUGAGUUAAGGUAAUUUUUUAUCAUUUAUAAAUAUACGUUAUUCUAUAUGAUAUGCAGAUGGAAUUAGAACUUCCAUACCCAAAAUGAGUAGAAUCGUGGUGAUAGAGAUAGCGGUGACGUAAUGGAUAGCGUAAGAAACUGGUUUUAUUUACAAAAGAUUUAUAAAGUUGUAAUUUCAUUUUCUACUUUCUCUUACAAUUGGUACACGAAAGAAUUCACUAUUAAUUGAACCUAAAUCUUCGAUGUUUCUAAUUAACCACACUAUCCACUACGUUACCGCCAAUCAAACGUUCUCUUUAUUUUUCUAUUUAUUUUGGGAACGGUGUUUCAAUUCCACACGUAUACAAAGUGUUCCAGAAAGGUAUAAUCCUUAAAAUACAGAUUCUCCAUAUUAAAACAAAUAGGAAGCCGUCUGCUAACUUAUAAUUUGCAGUUUCCUUUCCAAAAUAUAAACAAUUAAAUAUUGGAUAUUCAAUCAACUGCGCGGCCGUCCGAACGAUAGGCGGCUCAACGCACAACUGACGCGUGCUGUUUGGAACCAGAAGAGUACGCAUACAUAGGAUGCGCGCGCAUGCACAUAGCGAAAAUCCAAAAAUCAAAGUCACAAACUAUUUUCCGAUUUAUUUUGGCAUGGAGAAUCUGUAAAUUUAAUAUUUUAAAACCUUUUUGUGAUACUCUGUAUAAAUAAAACGAAGACAAAAAUAAUAAAUGUAUUAGAGAAUAAAUAUUUAGAAACAAAGACCGAUUUAGAGAACAUGUAAUGGAAUGACAAUUGUUAAAUAAAUUCUACAAAAUAAGUGCCUGAGGCAAUUAAAAGUACACCAAACGGUAACUUUCAAAGUUAAAUAGAAAACAUUAAUGAAAUUGUAAUGUGCAAUAUAAAGCAAUUUACAUAAGCUUUCAAUUGGAAAUAGAGUUCUCAGUACAAUAAAUUUUCAAUUCAACGAAUAUUCAAAUAUAUAAAUAAAAUAAAAUUACAGAUGACACAAGAUAUUGCUUCAAAAUUAUUUUAUCACAGAAAAAAAAUCGUUAAAUAUUUUUGAUGCAAUAAAAUUACAUUUUUACUAUUACUCUUACUGCUGAUAUAUGUAAAGUUCUGUAUGUAAUCGAUUUUAUUUUGUUUCUCAAUUAACAAAUGAAAAAUCUAAUUUAAUGACUACGUUUACAAUAAAAUUAGUAUAAGUUGUAUUAUAAUAUGAUGAAAAUAGUGCAGGUUGUCUGAGUUUCAAACUGAAACUCAACAAUAGUGUUGGACUGUAUAUGAAAGUCAUACUCAUUUUUGCAAAUUAAUAACAAUAAGUAUUGCAGUUAUAUAUGCAUAACUAGAUGAUAUAGUUAACUCAGUUGUCCAAAGUACUAUUCUGCAUCCAUCUAUUGUACCUGCUUUGAAACUCAAAUUGCCUUAAUGACAAUUACUAUACAUUGUAAAUAUAGACAAUAUGAUAGAAACUUAAGAGAAUAGUUAAUAAGAUACAUUAUAACAUUUUGAUGUGCUCAUUUGGAUGAAAUAAUUAGUAAGACGUACAGAGAUGUACUUUCUAAUAAUCAUACAUAUUGUAUCUAUUAUAUUUAUGCGAGUAGUUGCAUAAAUUGUUCCUUCUUGUGCAGUGGCAGCUAAACUGACUAGUUCUAUUAUUCUUUAAUAAUAGAAGCGGUACACAAAAUUUGUGUUAUAAACAAUAAAGUUGAUUUACAGUAA
Osmia lignaria (orchard mason bee) is the source of this 4283-nucleotide messenger RNA. RefSeq names its product Mitogen-activated protein kinase kinase kinase 13 wallenda (gene wnd). Gene Ontology annotation, cellular component: cytoplasm. NCBI's taxonomy places the organism in Eukaryota, Metazoa, Arthropoda, Insecta, Hymenoptera, Megachilidae. Gene Ontology annotation, biological process: protein phosphorylation. Gene Ontology annotation, molecular function: ATP binding; protein serine/threonine kinase activity. The record is from RefSeq and is a predicted model, not a curated record.